AAUUGGAGAAAAUUUUAUUUAGUAUAGAAUCUCAGUCCUUCAGGUCUUUUUAUGUGUGCGACGUGUUAAAGUAAAAUAAUAAAAUAAAAUUUCGAGCAGAGGUUUAGUUCAAACAAGACUAUCAAAUGAGUUGGGACCGAGAUUUAUCGAUAUAAAUUUUCAUUACUUUUUUUUCUUCUCUCGUUUUUAAAGACGUGCGAUUAUGGUUACGUUACAGUGUUAAUUGCGUGGAAAUUACGGGUUAUACGCAGAACAAUUUCGGUUCGAAUUUAAUUAUGUUAUUCCUGUGUUAUUAAUCGGAUAAAGUACAAUGGACAUAUCAACAUUAUAAAUAAACUUUAAGUCAGUGGUGCCAUGGACAAUAUAUGUAAUUUUAAAUGUUAAUAGAGUUGUGACACAUAUAUGAGAAUUACGAAUCAAUUAAAAUAUUUUCCGGGAAAAAUUGAAAAUUAUUUCCGAAUAAUUCGAUAAAUUGGAUCACCGAACAAUGGCAACGAAUUUAUUAUUUCCAUCGAACCAGUGGACUACGUCUGCGAAUCAGUUUCAUUCGAAUCAAUCGUAUUGCAAUCAGUAUCAUCAGUAUCAUAACCAGUGGAACAAUACAUCCAAUCACGGACAGCUACCUCACGUAAUACAUCCAUAUACAGCAUAUCCACCGCAACCAUCAUCUGUGUCAUCAUUAACAUCGAAUAUGUCGAACCUGUCUGUCGGUUCGAGUCUAUCACCGCAAUCAACCAGUUCAUCAGCUAGUCCGCCAACCAUUUCCUCAUUGAAUGAUACAGUGGGCUUGAACUAUGGCAUCAGUGUUCCAACUCAGCAGGAGUAUGCUUCCAGAUCACUCAACUACUAUCCGUCGAGUUAUUACGGAAAUAAUUACUACGGCUAUCAACUUCCGAUCGACACAGCCUUCCAGUCGUGGCCAAUCAAAAUAGACGAUUUCCAUUUAAGUCAAUUGCAGCGGCGGUGUCAGCGGUGUAAUUGUCGAAACUGUAAAAAUGAGUUAGCUGGAUUACCUCCGGUUAUCGGUCCGGAUCAGAAGGGAAGAAAGCAGCAUCUAUGUCAUUAUGCUGGUUGCGAAAAGGCGUAUGGAAAAACGAGUCACUUGAAGGCGCAUCUAAGAUGGCACACCGGAGAGCGACCGUUUACCUGUACAUGGAUCUAUUGCGGAAAACGAUUUACACGAUCCGAUGAACUGCAGAGACAUUUACGCACACACACCGGUGAGAAAAGAUUUACCUGCUCAAUAUGCGCAAAGAAAUUCAUGCGAAGUGAUCACUUAUCGAAACACUCAAAAAUACAUGCGAAAAAAACGAAACGAUCGUCGGCACCUACGAAUGAGGAAAGUUCAACCAUAAAGACUGAAAACCCACCCGUCGACGAACAUAGACAAUUAGACAACAUAGCCGACGAAGACAAUCUUCAAAUCUCACCGAAACCAGCGUACACACAAGAACUGUCCAUCUUAACAGAUCAACAGAACCAAACGGCAAACUGUGAAAAUCCAGCCUACAGCAAUAGUCAAAAAUCUCCUGCGCCAUUAUUUUACUCUCAUCUACCGAAUCAGACGUCAACGGUGGCCAACCAUCCAUACAGUCAUCCGAAUUCGGUUUUUUACCAUUUCACCAACAAUCCCAGCAAUAGUUAUCCAGAGACGCACAGUCGGCCGGUGACUGGUCAUCAGAAUAGUUCGAAUGUAGACAGCCAUAACGGAACAACUACCUCAGCAUACAACGAAAAAUACACUUAUGACAACUAUCACCAAUAUUAUCCCUCACAAGCACAAGUUUACCACAUAAAUUACGGGAAUGGUCACAAUUAUCCUUGAGAUUGUGCAGUGUAAAUUUUUGUAAAUGUUAUAUAUGUAGCAUCACGCCAGCCAUCAACAAUAAUAUUUCCAUGAACGGACAGUAAAAUUAAAGAAAUUUCCCAUCGUACCCAUAAAAGUCCUUUAAAAAAAAACUUUCGAUUUCACUCAAACAUUUACAGCGCAAAAAAAUGUUUAGUUGUGGUUCUAGUCGUGUGGCGGGAGACCCGUUUCAAAUGGCACAAAUACGCAGAAGAUUUCAUCUCAUCGAAAUACCAUUUUAAUAAUAGAAAGUUAGUCCGGACGGAUCCUUUGUCGAUCCUUUAAUUAUGUUGGACGAUUUUGUUUCGCAAUCGAAUCAAAAUCGUCCAGCCUAAAUUGAAAAACGUGAAAAAAAAAACUCAAAACCGAGUUCAGAUGACGAAACAUCCGAGGGCAUGAACAAUCUAAUAGAUUCGAUGCGACAUUUCGAUGGUUUUUAAAAAAUUGAAAAAAAUUUCAUAUUGCCUAAACGCCUCUUCCGCCACUUGCCCUAUUUUUAAGUUGCAUCUGCAGAAAGUUUUUCAUGAAAAAGAAAAAACUCCAGAUGCGAGAAGCAAUCAGUUUUCUGCAUUGUUAUACACACUCCGUUGAUGAUUUAGAAUAAUUGAUGACAAGAUUUAAUUGCUAUGAUCGGUCAAAAAUAGGUCACUACAAUUAAAUUUUCUCCUCGCCAUUGUUGGUGGCUUUUGUUUAUUAGAAUUACUUUUGUCGAAAUUCAGAGAAAUUUAUAUGUAAAAUAUUUUAAAUCUUUAACUAAAUAAAUUAACUGUAAACAA
Bradysia coprophila is the source of this 2622-nucleotide messenger RNA. It is a transcript of the gene btd, whose product is annotated as buttonhead. The record is from RefSeq and is a predicted model, not a curated record. Gene Ontology annotation, molecular function: DNA-binding transcription factor activity, RNA polymerase II-specific; RNA polymerase II cis-regulatory region sequence-specific DNA binding. Gene Ontology annotation, biological process: regulation of transcription by RNA polymerase II. Lineage: Eukaryota; Metazoa; Arthropoda; Insecta; Diptera; Sciaridae.